UAAAUAGAUGAUGCGCGAUAUCAGGACCCAGUCCAGCCACUUGCUAUUAAAUCCGAUGAGAUAACAAUUUUAGUUACUUUUUCAUAUCUCCGAUUAUGUAGGAGGUACAUAUAGAUCCUGUCGGAUUCUUGACUCAUAAGUAACUAUCCAAUAGCUUCAACUUAUUCAUGAAUUGGAGUGAGCUGUACGUUGGUAUUUUUUUGUGGCCAUAAUUUCAUUAUCGAGUUGUCAAAAUGUGGUCUCGCAGCAUAUCUUGCAUACUGGCUCUUAGCAGCUUAGCAUACGCUGUUCCCUAUUCCGGCAAACUACAUAAGAAAACGGCGCUUGUUAUCAUCGACGUGCAGAAUGAUUUCAUCAACGGCUCCUUGGCUAAUCCGCGAGCUCCUCUUAUCCUCCCCAAAAUCUAUCAGCUCUUGGAUGAUCACGAGUGGCCUUUCAUUGUCGCUUCUCAAGAUUGGCAUCCUAAGGGGCACGUCUCGUUCUUCUCAAGCCACUCGGGGAAGGUCUCCGGGGACACCGUGAACGACAGCUUCGUGGACACUCCCACCAAGACCGAGACGCAGACGCUAUACGCGGACCACUGCAUCCCGGAGACCUGGGGCGCCGAGAUCGAGCGCGGCGUCCGGACGCGGCUGCACUUGCUCGAGGGCUACCGCGCGCCCGUCCAUUACAUCAAGAAGGCGCAGGACCACUCGGUAGACUCGUACUCGGCGUUCGCCGACAACCAGUACCACCGCUUCACGACGCUGCAUUCCGAGCUGGCCCUGCACGGCAUCGAGACCCUGGUCGUGACGGGGCUGGUGACCAGCGCGUGCGUCCGGGGCACGAGCAUCGACGGCAUCAAGCUCGGCUACGAGGUCGUGCUGAUCGAAGACGCCACCGAGUCCGUCAGCGCCGAGGACAAGGCCGCGGCCGUCAGGGAGCUGCAGGGCUGGGGGGUGCAGGUAUUGAAUCUGACGGACUGGGAGGGCGCGAACCCGACGCCGGAAAAGUCUCGGACGAGGGAAUUGUAACUAAAUGCCACGUCAACGGACCAUACCUAGCUAGGUACCCAAUUGGAAAGGUUCUACAACUAAGGUUAGAGGUAGGUACCUACAAACUGGGGUGCUAUGUACGUGAUUUGUCUUGGUCUUGGUUUAUCAUGUUCGGAAUACCCAAGAUACCAGGUACCUAAUAGGUCUAUAAAUAUGGUGGGAGUAUAGAAAGCAUUUGACGAAGAAAAUAAAGAGAGGCAUAUCAAAUUAGGUAUACCCGUGCCAACAGUUCUACCUAUCUGUUAAGAAAAAGGAGGAACGGGAGCGGGGUGGCGUGGAAAGGGGGUUGGGAAGUUGACGGCUAAUGUAUCACACUAACUAACCAGAAAAC
Molecule: messenger RNA, 1365 nt
Organism: Daldinia caldariorum
Lineage: Eukaryota; Fungi; Ascomycota; Sordariomycetes; Xylariales; Hypoxylaceae
Product: Isochorismatase hydrolase
Exons: 3
Coding region: 234-1013 (259 amino acids)
Source: RefSeq, a predicted model, not a curated record